GGCUUGAUGCAACGCCGUGAUUUGAGGAAGCCAGAUUCGUCAUUUUGGACCUGUGAAGAGGACUUGCUACGGGCGGAGGAAGCGCUGCAGUGGCUGCCAGGAUUAAAAGGACACUUACGGCUUGAUCCCCUCCCAUCAUGCACAUCCUUAAUCAUAUUGUGAUCUUCACUGUCCGAGGGAUGUCCUACCUCUUCCUGCUCCUUGUACGCCUUUUCUCGGUCUUCUCUAGAGACCCUCCUUGUCCAGGACCCCCACUUGAUUCCCUACUCCUCAUACCGGCUACUGUAUUGGCAGAGAAGAUCCGGCGAGGGGAGCUUCGGAGUACAGUUGUGGUUCAAGCCUACAUUUCCAGAAUACGACAGGUUAAUUCAGCGCUCAAUGCUGUAGUGUGUGAUAGAUUUGAAGAUGCUCUGCGUGAGGCAAAGAGCGUGGAUGACUUGGUGUCUUCAGGGUCAGAGAAUGAGGCUACCAUUAGGGAAAAAUUCCCCUUUCUUGGGGUCCCUUUUACCGUUAAAGAAGCAUUUGCUCUUCAAGGAAUGCCGAACAGCUCCGGACUCAUCUGUCGCAGUCAACUACGGUCUUCCACAGAUGCAGUGGUUGUCGCACGGUUAAAGAGUGCCGGUGGGAUCCCUCUGGGGGUAACUAACUGCAGCGAGUUGUGUAUGUGGUAUGAGUCAAGCAACAAUGUUUAUGGCAAGACCAGAAACCCAUACAACCCCCAGCAUAUUGUGGGAGGCAGCUCUGGUGGUGAGGGAUGUAUACUGGGAGCAGGAGGCUCAGUCUUUGGCGUGGGCUCUGAUAUUGGUGGCAGUAUCCGGAUGCCGGCAUUCUUUAAUGGCAUAUAUGGACACAAGCCAACUUCAGGAAUUGUUCCUAAUGAAGGUCAGUUCCCAGAUGCUCAAGGAUGUCGCACUGAGUUCCUCUGCACAGGACCAAUGUGUAGAUAUGCAAGUGAUUUGCCUGCGGUCCUGAAAGUUAUGGCUGGAGACGGCAUUAAAAAACUUUCUCUUGAUCAAGAGGUGUCUCUGCGCAAACUAAGGUUCUUCUCUAUGGAGAAUGAUGGUGGGAGUAUAUUUGUGUCACAUGUCGAUAAAGAACUUGUUCAGGCACAAAGACAGCUUGUUGAACACCUGGAACGUGAGCUUGGAGUCACUGUACAGCCAGUCAGCAUAUACAACCUACGCUACUCAUUCCAGAUUUGGUCUGCAAUGAUGUCAUUAGAUGGGAACAAAGGAGAGAGCUUUGCAGAUUUGAUGUCAAAUAACAGUAGUUUGUGGCCAAGCUGGGAACUUAUCAAAUGGAUGUUUGGUCUAUCAAAUCACACUCUGCCAGCAAUAGGAUUGGCUCUCACUGAGAAAUUGGCCAAUCUAAAUGUUGAGGGGAAUGCCAGGAUGGUGAAGAAGGCCAGAAAUCUGCGGCAGGAGAUCAGCUCCCUCCUGGGUGAUGAUGGGAUCCUGAUCUAUCCUUCACAUCCCAAAAUUGCUCCUCGACAUAAUGAACCUAUUGCAUUUCCGUUCAACUUUGCCUAUACUGGUAUAUUUAAUAUGUUGGGUGUGCCGGUCACUCAGUGUCCCCUGGGUCUCAGUCAGUCUGGGCUACCACUGGGAAUACAACUUGUUGCAUCUCAUUAUAAUGACCACCUGACAUUGGCACUUGCACAGUACCUAGAGAAGACCAUAGGAGGCUGGAGACCACCAACAGGUGCCUAAUAUCACAGCUGUGACAAGAUCAACACAAGAGUAGGACAGAAGAGACCAUUACCUCUUGGAAGCAUCAUAUUCUGUCACUAUAAAUUGGGGGCCAAAAAAAUAAGUGAAUGAGGAAUGUGACACAUUUUACUAAGUAUAAUUUUGCUAAAGUAAAAUUGCACCUUUAUCAUCUUCUGCACUGCUGUCUUGUAAAAUGUGUUUUCUUUUUUAAUAAAUGAAAAAGUGCUGUUU
Bombina bombina (fire-bellied toad) is the source of this 1940-nucleotide messenger RNA. It is a transcript of the gene FAAH2, whose product is annotated as fatty acid amide hydrolase 2. The record is from RefSeq and is a predicted model, not a curated record. Bases 138 to 1709 code for a protein of 523 amino acids. The transcript has 11 exons. NCBI's taxonomy places the organism in Eukaryota, Metazoa, Chordata, Amphibia, Anura, Bombinatoridae.